This is a messenger RNA of Drosophila simulans, 3506 nucleotides long. RefSeq names its product regulator of G-protein signaling 7 (gene RSG7). Gene Ontology annotation, biological process: intracellular signal transduction; G protein-coupled receptor signaling pathway; regulation of G protein-coupled receptor signaling pathway. The transcript is spliced from 7 exons. Lineage: Eukaryota; Metazoa; Arthropoda; Insecta; Diptera; Drosophilidae. The record is from RefSeq and is a predicted model, not a curated record. The coding region runs from base 796 to 2748 and encodes 650 amino acids.
GCUGGAUGUAAACAACGGUAUUGGCGCAGCCGCAGGACGAAAAGAGAGCGGAAGAGCGGAUCGAGAGAGAGUUUCUGGGGUAGGAAGGACGAAAAAUCGAUGAAGGACUAUCAGCAGGAAGCUCUAAGGAGCCGAUUGACUUUGGGCCGUAAAAUGAUUACGGGCUAAAAGCUAAAAAACACUUCGCGCGAGAGCGAGAGAGGACGUGCGAGCGAGAGGGAGAGAGAGAGAGAGGGCAAAAGGAGCAACAGCGACAGCAAGCGAAAACUUGGAAAAAUCGCUGCUAAAAAUAAAACAAAAAUUAAAUUUAAAAAUUCUAAAAAUCCACAAAUUAAAAACUUUAACUGGAAAGCUGCUGGAGCACUGUAACAAACAAUCAAACACCUUGUGUGCGUGUGUGUGUGUGUGUGCCAUAACUCCUGUGAAUUUCCAGCAUACAGGAAAAAAGGAAACGGAAGAAGAAAAGCAGCAAAAACGAAGUGAAAAUCAAGGAGGAGCCAGAGGUGGAAAAAGCGACCAAAAAUGGCAUUAGAACAGGCAAAAUGACACCUACAAGCUGAAUAAAAUCUAUUUAAGCCAUCAAAUUGAUUCGCACACACACACCCGCCACACGCACACACACACGCACACAGGAGAGCUGGGAAAACACCACCCACUUUUGUGAAAGGAGCAGCAGCAGGAACACGCCCCCCCCCAUCGACGAGCAGCCGGCACCCGCGCCCCUCUGCGCCAAGCGUUUAAAAAUAGCCACAGCUCUGGAAACCAAAUAUCCCUGGAGCGCAGCCGUUCGAGAAAAUGGUAACGAUGAACUCGGAGGCGGACAAAACACAAGCCACCAAUGCCAGCAGCACCGCGGCGCCGGCCAAGACGGACUGCACCAGCAGCAACAGCAGCGAUCCGCUGGCGGUGGCCAUUCCGGAGCCACAGUCCGCCACCGCCGUCGUUGGAGGAGGCGGAGGAGGAGUAGCACCCGGCACGGCCACCCCAUCGCCAACACCACUCUCCAAUGGUAGUAACAAUGGCACUGGGUCAUCGGUCUCACCGGCAGCAACAGGAGCAGGAGCAGUAGCCACAGUAGCAAGUGCUCCAGCAGCAGCAGCAGCAGCAGGCACAACAUCGGCAUCCCCGCCAGCGAGCAACCCAACCACUGCAUCCACAUCCACGGCCAGCGUUGUUGGAGCCAAGACGGCAGCCGCCACCACCACAUCCUCCUCCUCGGCCACAUCCUCGUCGACGGCAGCGGCGGGCAGCAAGCAGAGCGGCUCCAGCGGCGGACUGCUGACCGUCAGCGGGAACCACCAUCACCACCACCACACCCACCCACAGCAGUCGGCGGCGGGUCAGUCGGCCGCCCAGCCGCCCCAGCCGCCCACCGCAACCGCCUUGGCGGUUCCAUCGGCGUCGCACCACCAACGCGGCGGGAAGAACGAGGAUGCACCCAAUAUCCUAGUGUACAAAAAGAUGGAGGCCAUCAUCGAGAAGAUGCAGGCGGAGUCGACGGGCGUGGCGGUGCGCACGGUGAAGGCGUUCAUGAGCAAGGUGCCAUCGGUGUUCACGGGUGCGGACCUGGUCGCCUGGAUCCUCAAGAACUUCGACGUGGAGGACGUGACGGAGGCCCUGCACUUUGCCCACCUGCUCAGCUCGCAUGGCUACAUAUUCCCCAUCGACGAUCACGCGCUGACCGUCAAAAACGACGGCACCUUCUACAGAUUCCAGACGCCCUACUUUUGGCCCUCGAAUUGCUGGGAGCCCGAGAAUACGGACUAUGCCGUCUACCUUUGCAAGCGCACCAUGCAGAAUAAGACGCGUCUGGAGUUGGCCGACUACGAGGCCGAGAAUCUGGCCAAGCUGCAGAAGAUGUUCUCCAGGAAGUGGGAGUUUAUAUUCAUGCAGGCCGAAUCGCAGAGCAAAGUGGCCAAGAAGCGGGAUAAGCUGGAGCGGAAGGUGCUGGACUCGCAGGAGCGCGCCUUCUGGGAUGUCCACCGGCCAAUGCCCGGCUGCGUCAACACCACCGAGAUUGACAUAAAGAAGGCCUACAGACGCGGUGGUUCCAGCCAUGGAACCGGAUCCGCCGGCGCCUCCCUGGCCAAGAAUCCCGUCGAGCAGCUGACGCGGAUCAUCGCGCUGCGCAAACAGAAGCUCGAGCGUCGCACAAUCAAAGUGUCAAAGGCGGCCGAGGCUUUGGUUGCCUACUACGACCAGUACAAUGAGUUCGAUUACUUUAUAACCUCGCCCGAGCUGCCGAAUCCUUGGCAAACAGACAGCACCGAGAUGUGGGAUACGGAGAAGAAUAGCAAAGAAGUUCCUGUGCGGCGCGUGAAGCGCUGGGCAUUCAGUUUGCGGGAGUUGCUGAACGAUGCCAUUGGACGCGAGCAGUUCACCAAGUUCUUGGAGAAGGAGUACAGCGGCGAGAAUCUCAAAUUCUGGGAAUCGGUGCAGGAGAUGAAGGCGCUGCCGCAGUCGGAGAUCAAGGAGGCGAUCCAGAAGAUAUGGCAGGAGUUCCUCGCCCCCGAGGCGCCCUGUCCGGUCAACGUGGACUCCAAGUCGGUGGAGCUGGCCCGCGAGGCGGUCAACUCGCCCAGUGGCCCCAAUCGAUGGUGCUUCGACGUGGCCGCCUCGCAUGUGUAUCACCUGAUGAAGAGCGACUCGUACUCCAGGUAUCUGCGAUCCGAUAUGUACAAGGAUUAUCUGAACUGCUCGCGCAAGAAGAUCAAGUCCAUACCGAAUCUGUUCGGGGUGAAACGUUGAGAUACGCUGCGGGGAUUCCCCGUCAUCGCAGUGGGCUAGAACGUCCUUGUGUAGGGGAAUUACCAGUUGAACUAGGUACUCAUUCGGUACUCAUUCGUUGUUACUCAUUUGAUUAAUCUGCCACUGUGUCGCGUGUUCUCUCGAUUUUGAAGUACUUUUUAUGUGAUUGUUUGUUGAUCGAUCGAUUGAUUAUGCGUUACCUCAAAGUGCCCCAAGAAAUACUUACAACCAAAUUUGCCCAUAGUAGCCGCCAUCUCAAGCUGUAGCUAUCUCCCUCUAAAUCAGACGAAAAGCUAAAACACCACUUACUAUGCAAAUAAGAAACUGCCAAAGGCUUGAUUAAGAACAAAAAAUAAUCGAAUACUGGAGGUUUUUCUGAAAUCAAUGGAUAUUUUAAAACAAUUACCAGCUGAGGUCUAAUAUAUAGGAAAUGGGAACUAAUUCCCCCACCGAAAAGCAAAGUCCCCAGGAAUUCCACAGCAAUAUUGUAAACUUUAUAAUUCCACAAUUGGAGAUUUCGAAAACUUGAUCAUCCUAUUUUUUGAAGCCACACAAUAGUUGUUUUCAAAUCUCUAGCGAUUCUCAGUUAAGCCAUCCGGAAUGUACUUAUUUUAAUAACCGAAUACGAAAAGUUGAAGACGAAAGACAACACCAACAACCGCCGAGACCUUAUUCUCAUACUCAUAAUAUACAAGCAAAUACGAAUUAUUAAUUAUUAACCGAAAUGCAAACGAUCGUAAUCGAAGACACCAAGAAAA